AUGGGUAACGAUGGUGGCUCCAUCCCCAAGAGGCGGGAACUCGUCAAGAACGCUGCACGAGCGCCAACUAUCUCCGAGCUUAAGUCCACCGCCCUCGAGUCCCUCGGCCACGCGUGGUCACAUUGCGCCCUCUCCGGCGACCAGAUCGACCUCGCCUCCGUUGCCUCGGACUGGCGCGGCCGCCUGUUCAACUACGAAUCCAUCCUCAAGGGCCUGAUGCCGUCCGACGAACCCUCCCCCGCCGAAGUCACGCCCGCCACCCUUGGCAUCCGAUCGCUUCGAGAUGUUGCAAAACUAAAGUUCUCCAAGACCGGCGACAAGUGGACAUGCCCCAUCUCCAUGAAGGAGAUGGGUCCUGCUACCAAGGCCGUCUAUCUCGUUCCUUGCGGCCAUACCUUUGCCGAUGUCGCAAUCAAGGAAAUCCCAGACAACAUGUGCCCCUCGUGUGCCGAGGUAUUCAGCCACGAGCAUGUCAUCCCCAUCCUGCCCAUUGCGCCGAUAGAGGUCUCGCGCUUGGAGCAGAGGAUCGAGAAGUUGCGUGCCACCGGCCACACUCAUACACUGAAAAAGGACAAGUCCGACAAGAAGAAGAAGAAGCGCAAGGCCGACGAAGUAGACGCCGAGAGCACUGUCGAGAAGUCCAGGGAGCAGAUUGGCCGCAAAGAGGGCAGCAAUGGCAUCCCUGAGAGGAAGAAAACCACAAUCGAAUCCCGAAUCAGCGGCAUCAACAACCCAAUGGCUGCGUCGCUUACCGCCAAGGUGCUGGCAGAGCAGGAGGAGCGUAAUAAGCGACGGAAGCUGGCUGCAGGUCUUCUAACAGGGAAAAGCGAAGCAGCCAGAGGUUGA
Clonostachys rhizophaga is the source of this 846-nucleotide messenger RNA. The record is from the annotation of a GenBank genome assembly. Lineage: Eukaryota; Fungi; Ascomycota; Sordariomycetes; Hypocreales; Bionectriaceae.